AUGUUUUUAGCUAAAUUAGAUGGAGUUAAAACUUAUAUGAGAAUGAGACGAGUGCCGAAUCAUCUUCAGGUCAAAGUAAUCAAAUGGUUUGAUUAUUUAUGGUUGACGCAAAAAUGUUCGGAUGAAGAAAAAGCCGUGAGUUGUUUGCCAGCGGAAAUAGCAAUCAACGUACAUUUGGACACGUUGAAAAGAGUUGAAAUUUUUCAAAACACGGAAGCCGGAUUUUUAUGCGAAUUAGUUCUUAGAUUAAGACCCGUACUUUUUUCACCCGGUGAUUACAUAUGUCGGAAAGGUGAAGUUGGUAAAGAAAUGUACAUAGUUAAUCGUGGGAGACUUCAAGUUGUUGCGGAUAAUGGGAAAACCGUGUUGGCAACUUUAAAAGCCGGAAGUUAUUUUGGAGAAAUAAGCAUUUUAAACAUGGGUACAGCAGGAAAUCGCAGAACGGCUUCAGUUCGCUCCGUCGGUUACAGCGAUUUGUUUGUUUUAUCAAAAAAAGACAUGUGGGACGUACUAAAAGAAUAUCCGGCGGCUCGAGUUAGAUUAGAAGCGAUAGCAGUUAAAAGACUGGAAAAAUAUAAAAGGGCACCGCUGGAAAAAGCCGCAAUGGGACGGAGUCAUUCCACUCCAGGCCUUGUAGAGUCGAGAGGACGCGUGGCACUCGAAGAAAUGUGGAUUUCACCAAUAGGAUUAGCAGUCGAUGAUAAUGCUCACAAUUCUCCUACUUUAACUUCCAGAAGUGCACCGGCUGUUGCUCAAAAUGUAAGAAGUACCGAAUCUCCAUUAUCACCAUCAUCAAGCGUUCGUUCCUCUGAAAUUCAUCAUCAUUCGCACGUUCAUAGUCAUCCAACGUCACAGCGACCAUCAACUGUACAAAUGGGAGCAAGUUUUAAUAGUAUGACUCACCUCGUCGAAGGAGAUUCAAAUUGUCUGAUUUGUCAAGAUUCACUUUUGGCCGAAAUAAAAAGGCUAAGAAACAGAUUAAUCACAUUAGAAACUGAAAAUGCUGCCAUGAGUAUGAAACUUAGUAAGCAACAGUGGGAAGUGGAGCAUAGGUUGGCAGAAAUUGAAAUGCAGAUAUGCGGAGGUAGCAGUGCCGAAUCUAGCACGGAAGAUAACGAAAGGAAUAAAGAAUCGAUAAUUUAA
Messenger RNA from Pediculus humanus corporis (human body louse), 1143 nucleotides. Its product is annotated as cyclic-nucleotide-gated cation channel, putative. Gene Ontology annotation, cellular component: plasma membrane; intracellular cyclic nucleotide activated cation channel complex. NCBI's taxonomy places the organism in Eukaryota, Metazoa, Arthropoda, Insecta, Psocodea, Pediculidae. The transcript is spliced from 8 exons. The record is from RefSeq and is a predicted model, not a curated record. The coding region runs from base 1 to 1143 and encodes 380 amino acids. Gene Ontology annotation, biological process: monoatomic cation transmembrane transport. Gene Ontology annotation, molecular function: cGMP binding; protein-containing complex binding; intracellularly cAMP-activated cation channel activity.